Acaulospora morrowiae is the source of this 2349-nucleotide messenger RNA. Lineage: Eukaryota; Fungi; Glomeromycota; Glomeromycetes; Diversisporales; Acaulosporaceae. The record is from the annotation of a GenBank genome assembly.
AUGUUGAAAGCGUCGAAUUCCAAAUUGUUCUCUUUAACUAAAUAUCCUAUAAUCCGAUUUAAGCCCUCAUCCACAUUAAAUUGCUCAAAUCGUUCAGUUUCUUUAUUUCCAAACGCCCUAUCAAGUCCGAUCAAACUAAUAUCACUUCGUUCAUUAAGCGUACCAUCUUCUCCACCACCACAUGUAUCACCUUCAUUACCCUCGAGGCCAAAAUUCUUCUUGCAAAAAGGCAUUGACAUCAAGAAGGAGAUACCCGAUAUCCUUAAUAUAAAGGAAGAAGCGCAAGAAGAAGAGGUGUUGAAUGAAAAAAAAUCGUUACGAGAAAAGGUUAUAACACUUUCUCAACAAGAUAAACUGGAAGAAGCUGUUCAAUUGGUUUUAGAAUCAAGGAUCAAUGAUCAAUCCGAAGUCAGUUGGAACCAGUUGAUCGUUGAGUGUGUUGAUAAAGGUAGAGUGAAAUUGGGAAUCAGGCUUUUAAAUGAGAUGAAAAGAUUUUCUUUGCAACCCAGUCAAAACACAUACACACUGCUACUCAACGGAUUGGCAGAAUACCGUGCACUGCCCGAUAACAUAUUACACGCAAGAGCAAUAAUCGAUAGUAUAAGGAGGGCAAGUCGAACAAAAUCAACUUUCAAGCUGACAGUGGGACAUGCGAAUGCUCUUUUAAAAGUUUGUUUUCGCACAAAUGAAUUUCAAGCAUUGCUAGAUAACUACGAUGCACUUUUCUAUCAAGGAGGUACUGCGCUGGCUCCAAACAGGGAAACACACACAAUAGUCCUGUCGGCCUGCGCGAAAAAUUGUAAGAGAUAUUCGGACAAAGCUUAUGAACUGGCAGUAAGCAUAUGGGAGUCUCUCUAUGAGAAAGCGAUGGUUUCGGUAAGAAAGCCCGCAAGGAGAGCUGCGGAACAGGAAGAUGUGAUUGAUGAUGACCUAGUGUGUAACGUUCUUCUCACUUUCAGAAACUCGGGAGAGGUCGAAAAAGGAUUUGAGGUUAUCAAGGACAUUUAUGGAAUUGGCGAUGACACCAUCAGAACUCGUCCCUACGAUAUACAAAUGACAUCUAAAUCACUGGACAUUAUGUUGGGCUUGUGUUUCAAAUCACAACAACCGAAACUAGGAAUCAACCUAUUCAAUGAAGCUAAGAUGAGAUUUCCGAAUCUUCAACCAGACAUACAAAAUUUCAACAGUUUAAUAUCACUUUACAAUGAAUCCGGGAAAUGUGACGAAGCGAUCGGUAUCUUUAAACAAAUUCUUGAUUUAGGACUCCAACCUAUAGACAUGACAUUUGAUUUGCUCAUGGUAUCUUGUAAAAAUGCAAAAAACUUGGACGCGGUGAAGGAAAUCUUUGGUAUUAUAAUUAAACACCGAGUUAUUCCUAAAACGACUGCACUUACAAAGAUCCUCGAGAUUACCAUGGAGUCGGAUCCAAGUGUUUUGACGAGAGAAGUACGUUGGAUACUAAACAAAAUUGACCAGAUUGGACUUAAGGAUCCAUUAUCGCUCGUGAAGACUGCCACGAUGCAUGGUAUUUCGAAACUUCCGUUCAAAAUUGAUGAUGCCGUUUUUCUGCGAACAAUCAUAAACGCUUACGGGGUGGCCUUGGAUAAAUCAGGUGGAAAACUACCUGACCACACAGAAGAACGUUGGAAAAAUAAUUUAAAGUUUUAUAAGAAUAGACUCUGGGAUUUGAAUCAAAAGCAAGCACAAAUAGAACGUUCUAGAAUGCAAAAGGAAAGGGAGAGGCUACAUAAGAAGGAACUGGGAAGUAGGCUGGAUCAAAAUGAAAGGGAAAUAUCCAAACCAAAGGGAUCUGAAAAUAUAGAUAAUAGGUACGGAGAGGAGAGAUUACGACCACGGAAACCAGCCGAAUCAAAGAAAACCAAUUGGUUAGAAGACGACGAAACUAUUAUUGUAGAUGAUGAUUAUAGACCAAGGGAUCGAGAAGCGCGUAAGCUGUCAGGUAGGCGCGGAGACUUUGAUGAUGAUGAAAAUUAUCGUGGUAGAGAAUUAUAUCAAAGACCGAGACUUUCUCGUGAUGAUCAAUUUCAACAUGAGUCACCUGGAAGAAAUGAAAAUGAAGAGCGAAGAGAUCAGAAAUCACAGUUUCAAUCAUUCAAAAAUAAUGAUUAUUCAUCUCGUCUGAAUAAUCGCCAUGAAUCGUCUUCACGGCAUUCAAGAGAUGAAUUCAGAGACGGAAGGGAUAGGGAUAGGGAGUGGUCUUCACGGGGCUCAGAUUCGAGAAUGUCGAGAGACCGUAAUACGCCAAUCGUAAAUCCAAGAAGUGGAUUCAAGAAAGAACGGAAGUUCGAAUCGCCAUAUGACGCUGGAAAGAAAAUCUUUUCAGUUUAA